CUGCUAAUUUCGAAAAAUGCAAACGUGAUGAAAAUUUCGAUAAAUGCCUUGUUGAUGCUGUGAACGGUGCGAUUCUGCUGCUCAAGGAUGGCAACAAAGAGUUCGGUAUACCACCGCUCGAGCCACUCACUGUGAAGUCGUUGGUAAUCGAUUCUGGUAAUGCGCCUAUUACGCUGAAACAGACCUUGAAAAACUUACUCGUACACGACAUGAUCUCCACCAGCAAAGUGCAGCGCUAUCGCACCGAUCUGAACAAUCACCUAAUUGUUUGUGACAGUAAAACCGAUCGCAUUGAAAUGGUUGGCGAUUAUGAGAUGUCCGGCCGCAUAUUGCUGCUACCCAUAACUGGUAAUGGCAAAGCCAAUAUGACGCUGAUUAACACCCACAUCGAACAUCGGCUCAUCGGCGAACCUUUCAUGCGCGAUGGCGUCAAAUAUAUGCGACUCAAGGAGUAUCGCGUCGAUCUGAAUCCCAAGCGUGUCUAUAUGCAAUUCGAUAAUCUCUUCAACGAUCGUUUGUUAUCGCAGACAAUGAAUCGAUUCUUGAACGACAACUGGGAGACGGUUUUCAAUGAGCUGAAGAUUGGCUAUGCGCGUAGCUUUGGUCAAAUUUUCCGUGAUAUUUCGAAUAAGCUGUUUGAGGAGAUACCAUUCGAUUCGAUAUUUCUGAGUUCUUGAAAUGCGCAGUGCGUAAAAGAGGGGACUACAUGAAUGAUUGCAGCUGGAGGAGUGGUCAAAGCUUGAGUAUUUUCUUUUAGUAUUUAAUAAAAAUUGUUAAGGUUUAUUAUUUAGUGAUGUGUAUGUAGGACUAUAUGUAUAUUAGGGUGCUUUUCUUCGAGACAAUUUUUUUUUCAUUCCCACCUAGACAUUGUGGGAAAUACCUAUAAAAAGUCCUUUUUCUUCUACAGCUCAGAGGUAUUUUUUUAUGGUAUAAUUUUGGUCAAGGAUAGAGUUUCUUCAGAAUUGAAUGCUCUACAAAAGUCUCCAUUGCGGCGUAAUUCUAACCCGCGCGGGCGAGGUAGUACGUACGGGUCCUAAACCCAAUUUUUUUGGUGAAAUUCUCGUUUUUUUUUUGCCCCUAUCUGAUAAAUAACAAGAGCUACAGAAAAAAUGUAAAUAAGAAAGUGGUAGGAAAUUCAAUUUCGACAUUCCUUGAGAUAUUGGGAGCGAAAAAAAUUGUCGCGAAAAAAUCACCCUAAUGUACCUAUAUGUAUGUGAGUUGAUUGAGUUAUUCUGGAAUUUAUUAUUUUUUAGUUUUGUAAAUAUGUAUGUAUUUGUAAGUUGAUUAACUUAGAAAUUGAAUUGGUAAGACAUUUAAAAAUAAAUUAAUAAAAAAUAAAAUAUUUAGUACUAUGUAUGCA
Messenger RNA from Rhagoletis zephyria (snowberry fruit fly), 1360 nucleotides. RefSeq names its product Juvenile hormone binding protein 12 (gene Jhbp12). Gene Ontology annotation, biological process: multicellular organismal reproductive process. The record is from RefSeq and is a predicted model, not a curated record. Lineage: Eukaryota; Metazoa; Arthropoda; Insecta; Diptera; Tephritidae.